GCACUACCCAUCGUAGGCGGCAGCGAAUCGCAUUCGUCACAUCUUUCGGAAUCAGCACGUAGGUAUCUGCGGUUGUACUGCGAUAGCCGAGCGCGCGAUUAGACUGUGUAUCUGUCGAUUCGACACUACCCGCUAACCGCCCUCACCCCCUCUCUCUAGGCGCAAGCAGCCUACCAGACUCGGCCGACGCGUGGACGGAGAGAACAGGUCGACAACACAGGUCCGGAGCGGAGAGCGUCUGCGCGCACGCAGCCAUGUCUUCGAACAGCCACGACGGCAUCAACCAAAAGUUGCACGCCUCGCUGCCGUCUCCCGUCGCCGAUCGGCUACCGCACAUACCCGAAUCCAAAGAUGAGCUGAAGGCUGAGUUGAAGGCUGAGGCCCAAGUUGCCGCCAGCAGCCUGUCGUCCCAGCUGCGAUCCUUCGCCGCUGGCGGCUUCGGAGGCGUCUGUGCUGUCGUAGUCGGCCACCCCUUCGACCUUGUCAAGGUACGCCUGCAGACAGCUGACAAGGGCGUCUACUCUUCCGCCGUCGACGUCGUAAGAAAAAGCAUCGCGAGAGAUGGCCUAAGGCAGGGGCUUUAUGCCGGAGUUAGUGCGCCGCUGGUGGGCGUCACGCCCAUGUUCGCCGUCUCUUUCUGGGGGUACGAUCUCGGCAAGCAGCUCGUGACCACCGUUUCCGCGCCGAGUCCCACCGGUACCCUCUCGAUUGGCCAGAUCAGCGCCGCCGGCUUCUUCAGCGCGAUUCCCAUGACUGCCAUCACGGCGCCCUUCGAGCGCGUCAAGGUGAUUCUGCAGGUCCAGGGCCAGCGCCUCAAACCCGGAGAGGAGCCCAAGUACAAGGGCGGUCUGGACGUCGUGCGCCAGCUCUACCGCGAGGGUGGCGUGCGCUCCGUAUUCCGGGGUAGUGCCGCUACCCUCGCCCGCGACGGCCCAGGAAGCGCCGCCUACUUCGCCGCCUACGAAUAUAUCAAGCGGCGCCUGACGCCACGCGACCCGGCCACCGGAGCACCCAAGGGUGAGCUCAGCCUCACGGCCAUUACGUGCGCGGGCGGCGCCGCCGGAAUCGCCAUGUGGAUUCCCGUCUUCCCCAUCGACACCGUCAAGAGCCGGUUGCAAACUGCGGAGGGGAAUGUAAGCGUUGGCGGCGUCGUGCGCGAGCUGUACGCCCGCGGCGGCGUCAAGGCCUUCUUCCCCGGCUUUGGGCCCGCCCUCGCCCGGGCCGUGCCCGCGAACGCGGCGACCUUCCUCGGCGUCGAGCUCGCACACCAGGCACUCAAGAAGGUGUUUGGUUGAUUGGCCGAGGCAGAGGAUAGAGGGCAAGACGUGCAGAUGGAAAGGCGCUGUCGUUGCUUUAACCCACGUUUAUGUGAAGUCUCGGGAGCAUCCGCUUCCAGGUCCUAUAGAGGUAGACGGCGACGAGACGGUCGAGGCCUUGGCGAAGCACCUAGAUCGGCAAGCAGUUUCUGAGCUGGAAAAUAGGGGC
Messenger RNA from Durotheca rogersii, 1485 nucleotides. RefSeq names its product mitochondrial carrier. NCBI's taxonomy places the organism in Eukaryota, Fungi, Ascomycota, Sordariomycetes, Xylariales, Xylariaceae. Gene Ontology annotation, cellular component: mitochondrial envelope. The transcript has 2 exons. The coding region runs from base 255 to 1295 and encodes 346 amino acids. The record is from RefSeq and is a predicted model, not a curated record. Gene Ontology annotation, biological process: carnitine transmembrane transport; mitochondrial transport. Gene Ontology annotation, molecular function: O-acyl-L-carnitine transmembrane transporter activity.